UUCGUACAAAUCACAAUCACAGACACGAGCGCCGCUCAUAAAAAUCCAAAAUAAAUUUACAAAUACCGAAAAAAAUAAUAAGAAUGUCUGUAAGCGCGAGGGAGCCAUGGCUGAUGGAGAACGGAAACGUGAAGGUUUUGACGAGGGAGCGACAUGGCCGAACUGCUCAGAACAUGUCGUCGUCUUCGCUUCGCAAGAAGUCCGAUAUGGCCCUCGUUUCCAGAGUCCCGUAUAGCUGUCUGAGAAUGUUUUUAAGUAAUGUUCAAGAGGUUGUGUUGGGGACUAAGCUUGCUGUUCUCUUCAUUGCAAUCCCUCUGGCCAUUGUAGCUCACUAUUUCAACUUCGGAAAAACGUGGGUAUUUGCUUUCAGCUUAAUUGGCCUCACUCCAUUAGCUGAGCGAAUCAGUUUCUUGACCGAACAAAUUACAUUCUACACUGGCCCCACAGUUGGAGGGCUUCUGAAUGCAACAUGUGGGAAUGCUACAGAGCUUAUAAUAGCACUGUUUGCUCUGUGGCAACACAAAGUUGAUGUUGUCAAGUACUCACUCUUAGGUUCCAUUCUUUCUAACCUCCUUCUGGUUCUUGGUACCUCUCUCUUCUGUGGUGGCCUUGCCAAUCUACAUUCCGAGCAAAAAUACGACAGGAAACAAGCGGAUGUGAACACUGUGCUUCUGUUGCUGUCAUUGCUAUGCCACAUUCUGCCAUUGAUGUUUCGGUAUGCUGGGGAUGCUGCGGCUUAUAGUUCGAGUGAUGCACUCCAGUUGUCAAGAGCAAGCAGCAUACUAAUGUUGGUUGCAUACAUUGCUUACCUUUUUUUCCAGUUGUGGACUCAUCGCGAAGUUUUUGAAGCCCAAGAGGAAGAAGAUGAUGAUUUGAUUUCGGAUGAAGCACCUGUUAUAGGAUUCUGGAGUGGAUUUAUUUGGCUAGCUGGAAUGACUGUUGUUAUAUCAGUGUUAUCUGAGUAUGUUGUUGGCACUAUUGAGGAAGCAUCAGCCUCCUGGGGAUUAUCUGUUAGCUUCAUCAGCAUCAUUCUAUUGCCAAUUGUCGGAAAUGCAGCUGAACAUGCUGGAGCAGUCAUUUUUGCUUUCAAGAACAAGCUGGAUAUAACUUUGGGUGUUGCUCUUGGUUCUGCAACACAAAUUGCCUUGUUUGUGGUUCCUGUCAGUGUAGUUUUCGCCUGGAUAUUGGAUAUCAACAUGAAUCUUGACUUCAAUCUCCUCGAAACUGGCUCCCUUGCUCUGUCAGUUUUAGUCACAGCAUUCACUCUACAGGAUGGCACUUCUCACUAUAUGAAAGGAGUGGUUCUUCUGUUGUGCUAUGUAGUUAUUGGUGCAUGCUUCUUCGUUUCAAACGGUUCAACAACUAAACAAGGGAAUGGUGUCAAUCUGGGACUUAACUCAUCUAGCAAGGAGCUCUUCAGAAUCUGAUAAACUCUAUAUAGAUUUGGGAUCUGUGGAGCCAUUUCAUAUCAGAGUUCAGUGAAGAGGCAUCAAAAUGAUUCUUUGGUUGAAUUUCUUGGUCUCAACUGCAGAGGAUGGGAUAUUAUCCCUGUAAAAGUUUGUUUUGAAUAUGUAUUCGGCACAAUUUUGCGGAUGUUUAGGAAUUUUGUGCUGGAUAUAUCUGUGUUAUCUUCUUCCUAUGCAUACAUUGGACCUGACCACAUAUAUUUGAAAUGCUUUUUAAUUUCUUCUC
Messenger RNA from Daucus carota subsp. sativus, 1692 nucleotides. RefSeq names its product vacuolar cation/proton exchanger 3. The coding region runs from base 84 to 1427 and encodes 447 amino acids. Lineage: Eukaryota; Viridiplantae; Streptophyta; Magnoliopsida; Apiales; Apiaceae. The record is from RefSeq and is a predicted model, not a curated record. Gene Ontology annotation, molecular function: calcium:proton antiporter activity. Gene Ontology annotation, cellular component: plant-type vacuole membrane. The transcript is spliced from 11 exons. Gene Ontology annotation, biological process: calcium ion transmembrane transport; intracellular calcium ion homeostasis.